AUGACGAGAAUUUUAUUCGGGAAGAGAGCUGUUAAAAAAGAGAAGCUGGACUCAGACGAAAUAGUGUAUCCUGUGGGAUCCUGUGUAAUCGGAGCACUCUAUCUGGAGAAGGCAGACAGGCUUACAUUUAGGCUUCCAAACGGCAGAGUUGGCGUGGUGCACAAGAAGGCAAUAGAGAACGAUCUCGAGAUGGACGAAAGAUCCCUUAAAAUUAGCACCAAGAGGAUGAUUCCGCACUUUUCCAGGGAUCUUUGCGUUGAGCUUCUUAUACUCGGCGAGAAGGAGGGAAGGUACGAGUGCACGUUUUUCAUCCAAAAAUCUGUGAAGAAUGACUCUAUAGUGACCGGACUCAUCGAGGCGGAUGAGGAGAUGGGAUACUCCGUUGCGCUGGGUCUACCUGGAAAAACAGCUAUUGUGAAGACAGAGAAGAAGCACAAGAAAGGCGCACUCGCAGUCUUCCAGGUUGCAGCAGUCGCUGGCUCCACGUACCUUCUCCGGGAUAGUGUCGACAGGGAAGUCUACAUCGGAGGAAAAGAGGAAGUUUCCCCAGGAGUUGUCGUUAGGACGAGAAUAACGGGAAGACCAAAGUACAUCCUCGGAGACAAGAGGCCGAAGUACACGAAGAUGUACUACUCGUACACCGCAGAUGCACUCGGCCUGGGAAGCAUCAUAGUCGAGAGCAAGGAGGAGCUGAACGAGGAUGACGAGCACACGUCAAUUAUUGCGUUUGUCUCGGAGGAUAAAUCCCUCGUGCACGCAGUCCCGUACGAAGAGUACUUCAAUGAAGUGCACAAAAACCUCCCGAGCCCAGACCUUGUCGGAAAAGUCUUCCUUGGAGAGGUCCGCAGCAUAGAGAAAAACGGGGUAGCAAAGAUCGUUUUGGACGAGGUGAUGCACGCAGUCUUGUACGAUGACCACUUUUCGGAUAUUUCCAGGCAGGGAUCUCUUCCCCCCUUUUCAGUUGGUGAGAGGAUAACCGUGCGAGUCUACGACGUGUGGGGAUACUCCAUUGUCGUUACGGCGAAGGAGUCCCUUAUAAACGCGAAGAACGUGCAGGUCCCCCCAAAGAUCAAUACGGGAGUCGUGGGAGUCGUCCGGAGAGUGGGAGAUGACUACUUGGUGUGCAGUACCUUCGGAAGAGUCUGCAUAAACAUCAAGAGAACGGAGUACUCCGUGCCGGAGGUGGGAGCAGUCCACUACAUCCACGUGAAAAAGCUUGCCUCGGCAGAGAACUCCUUCAAGGGAACCCAAAUCCCCAGGGAGUACAUGGAAACAGUCGGAGAGCACGCGAAGAAGAGAGACCUUCUGAAGGAGCCCCGGAAGAAGAGAGUCCUGUGGAAGGACAUGGCCCACGGGGAGAGGGAGGCCCACGAGAAGAAAAAAGACGAAAUGCGCCUUAAGGAAAUUAAAGCCUUCAAAAACGGGCAAAUAGUUACGGGAAAGAUCAUAAACAUCCACAGAUACGGGGCAUUCGUGCAAAUAUCGAAGCACGUCGUGGCUCGCGUGCAAAUUGCGGAGAUAAGCAGCAGAUUCGUCCAGGACUGGGCUACUCUCGUGCACGUAGGGCAGAGGGUGAAAAUAGUCCUCUUCGACAUCGACUACGAGGCAGGAAAACUCGAGGGCUCGAUCAAGAAGUACGAAGUGCUCAGCUCAAUCGAGGCAGCACCCGCAGAGGAGGCAAGAGACGAGCAGGCAGAGCACAUGCAGGAACCCCUCGCAUACGCACACGAGGAGGAGAGCGAGAGCGAGAGCGAGGACUCAGAGCACGACGAGAACAUGCAGAUGGAGCUCUUCAACAGCAAGGACGGAGUAGACCCGUGGAGAAGGCGCAUGCAAAAUGCCCCCCCUGCGGAGAUGCUGAAGGUCUUCAAGAAGGCCCUCGCGUACUUGCAGUCCCCUGAGUCUAAGAAGGAGAUGUGCCUGAUUUACGCAGGACUCCUCGGAGAAACAAGCGAAGCCCUCACGGAGAAGACGCUGGCUCCAAUCGACGAGGGAGUGAAGAGAGACGGGUGCACGUUCUUGAAGAAGGCAAUCGACACCGCAAGAAACUCCCAGAACAGAAACCUCCACAGAGAACUCUGCAUGAGAUUUGUGCGGGAGAAGAGCGAAUCCCCGUUCGGAUAUAAGGAGCUCAUAUUCGGGGCGAAGAGGCAGGGAAGCACCGCAGAACUUGCAUCGGUUGUGAGCCUCCUGGAGAGGGCGGAGAUGAAGGCAUCCGACAGGAAGGCAGUGGAAGUGGCACACGCAGAGACACUAUAUCACAUCGCUAAGAACGAGGGAAGAGCCGCAAUGGAGAAGAAGAUCGCAAAGGUGGAGAACAAGGCGAAGGAGGAGUGGACAAUCAAGUACAUCGCCCUGGAGCUUGGAAGCAUUGAAAAGAGUGCGGAUGUCGCGUACGCAAGAAACCUCCUGCACAAGUCCGUCUCCUCCACAGAGCUCCCAGAGGCAGCUGUUAAGAGCAUUUUCAAGACAUUCCUGAAGUUCGAGAAGGAGUACGGCACACCAGAGAACGAGGCUAAAGUCCUCGAUAUGGCGAAGGAGUACGUCGCACGCGCAGAAAAAUAA
This is a messenger RNA of Nematocida major, 2565 nucleotides long. RefSeq lists its product as uncharacterized. The record is from RefSeq and is a predicted model, not a curated record. Bases 1 to 2565 code for a protein of 854 amino acids. Gene Ontology annotation, molecular function: RNA binding; protein binding. Gene Ontology annotation, biological process: rRNA processing. The transcript has a single exon. Lineage: Eukaryota; Fungi; Microsporidia. Gene Ontology annotation, cellular component: nucleolus; small-subunit processome.